AUGACUCUGAUCUGCGUCCUCAUCUGGACUCUCCUCUGCUGCUGCUUCACAGAGUCCAGAGGUCAGGUCACAGUGACUCAGCCUGGAUCAGUGACUUCUGCUCUGGGAGGCUCCGUCACCAUCAGCUGUAAAACCAGUCAGAAUGUUUAUGGCUCCAACUAUUUAGCCUGGUACCAACAGAGAGAUGGAGGAACUCCUAAACUGCUCAUUUAUUAUGCUACCACCAGACAAUCAGGAACACCAAGUCGUUUUACAGGCAGUGGAUCAAACUCUGACUUCACUCUGACCAUCAGUGGAGUUCAGGCUGAAGAUGCAGCAGUUUAUUACUGUCAGAGUCUUCACAACAUCAACAGUCAGUGGCCGUUCACACAUGCUUUUAACAGCAUCCAGCUGCUGCUGGGUGAGAAGCUGCAGGUGAUGGGUGUCAGCAGCUCGGUGAUCUCCUGGAGGACUGAAUACCUGACAGGCAGCACACAGUUUGUCCGUCUGGGCAGUGUUCUGUCUGAUGUGGUGGUUAGUGAUGCUGGAGCUCCUCAGGGGACUGUGCUUUCUCCGUUUCUCUUCACCUUGUACACCAAUGACUUUCAGUCCAACACUGAGUCAUGCCACCUACAGAAAUUCUGGGAUGACUCUGCUGUUGUCGGGCGUAUAAGAGGGGGAGUACAGGGAACUGGUGGACAGAUUCCUGGAUUGGACUGA
This is a messenger RNA of Cololabis saira (Pacific saury), 699 nucleotides long. RefSeq lists its product as uncharacterized. Gene Ontology annotation, biological process: immune response; immunoglobulin production. The record is from RefSeq and is a predicted model, not a curated record. Lineage: Eukaryota; Metazoa; Chordata; Actinopteri; Beloniformes; Belonidae. The coding region runs from base 1 to 699 and encodes 232 amino acids. The transcript is spliced from 3 exons.